CAGUCUGUUCGGCGCAGUGUUUCGUUUUUAUUUCAACACAAAUUGGCAAACCCUUUGGCCGUCAAAUACCGCGAAACACGUCCGCCGCCACCUAGUCCUAACAAUGGCUGUCCUCGCGUCGGAUCUCAAACUGCUGUGGCUCUACCGUGGAACGUUCGGUCAGGUCAGAAAUAUUCACCUCGCGGUGGCCAGCAAUGCGGCGGCAAAGAAGGUCAAGAAGUUCCAGAUCUACCGCUGGAAUCCGGAUCAACCGGAGACGAAACCAUUCAACCAGACGUACGAAGUUGAUCUGAAUGCCUGCGGUCCGAUGGUGCUGGAUGCGCUGAUCAAGAUCAAGAAUGAGAUGGACCCGACACUAACCUUCCGUCGGUCGUGCCGGGAAGGAAUUUGUGGGUCGUGUGCGAUGAACAUCGGGGGCACCAAUACGCUCGCUUGCAUUAGCAAGAUCGACGCGGACAAUCUGGACAAACCGACCAAGAUCUAUCCGCUGCCGCACAUGUACGUGGUGAAGGAUCUGGUGCCGGACAUGAAUAAUUUCUACAACCAGUACCGCUCGAUUCAGCCGUGGUUGCAGCGCAAGAACGAGAAUACCGAGAAGAAGGGUGAUGCCCAGUACCUUCAAUCGGUGGACGAUCGCGCCAAGCUGGACGGUCUGUACGAGUGCAUUCUGUGUGCGUGCUGCUCCACGUCCUGUCCCUCGUACUGGUGGAACAGUGAUAAGUAUCUGGGACCGGCGGUGCUGAUGCAGGCCUAUCGGUGGAUUAUCGAUUCGCGCGACGAGAGCACCGAUGCCCGGCUGGAUAAGCUCAAGGAUCCGUUCAGUGUGUAUCGGUGCCAUACGAUCAUGAACUGCACGCGUACUUGCCCGAAGGGCCUCAACCCUGGCAAGGCUAUCGCCGAGAUCAAGAAACUGUUGUCCGGUAUCGCAAAGAAGGACGCUCCCGGGCUCGAAACUGCGGCCCUUCACAGCAAGUAAGGUGCGCCAAAAAGCUAUCCAUACCACAAAGAUACACACAAAGAGCGGAAAGUGGAAGGAAAUGGUGUUGUGACACUAAAAUCGACGCGUUAAUGGAUGCGAAUAUCUUCAUCUCCUAAAUCAAGGGAAGGGCCGGUACCUAUUGGCAGGAAUUGGCAACUUGCGGCCACCAGUGCCCCAUUGGGACACAAAAUGGUGUGACGAAUUCAAAUGAACUACCAAAAACAUGGAAGAAAGUACUGUUAGUAAUGGACGUUAUUCGGUUCAGCUUAGUUUAGUUUGCUGUUAGGUAUUCAACGUCGAUAGCAUCUUCUCCACACAGAACACAAACCCCCCGAUAAGGAGCCCGCUAACCAUCCGCUGGGGUGAUUCAAUGUCGACAUUAUUUAUUUAUGUUUUUCGUAGCAAAAAAGGCGAAACAAUAAAGAAACGGAUGGAAAUGCCCACUGUUGGCAGCUUUAAA
This is a messenger RNA of Anopheles bellator, 1439 nucleotides long. RefSeq names its product succinate dehydrogenase [ubiquinone] iron-sulfur subunit, mitochondrial (gene SdhB). Gene Ontology annotation, biological process: aerobic respiration; tricarboxylic acid cycle; respiratory electron transport chain. Gene Ontology annotation, molecular function: 2 iron, 2 sulfur cluster binding; electron transfer activity. The transcript is spliced from 4 exons. Gene Ontology annotation, cellular component: mitochondrial membrane. NCBI's taxonomy places the organism in Eukaryota, Metazoa, Arthropoda, Insecta, Diptera, Culicidae. The record is from RefSeq and is a predicted model, not a curated record. Bases 104 to 976 code for a protein of 290 amino acids.